Molecule: messenger RNA, 2139 nt
Organism: Synchiropus splendidus (mandarinfish)
Lineage: Eukaryota; Metazoa; Chordata; Actinopteri; Syngnathiformes; Callionymidae
Gene: rnf141
Product: ring finger protein 141
Exons: 6
Coding region: 141-824 (227 amino acids)
Biological process (GO): protein autoubiquitination
Molecular function (GO): ubiquitin-protein transferase activity
Source: RefSeq, a predicted model, not a curated record
CAUUGAUCGGCGACCUUGUCAACAUAAACAGAAAGUAGGAACUAUGUUGCGUCUGCGUGUGGACUUUACCUGCUUCCUCUUUAUCGUGACAAUUUGAGUUUUAUGCUGUGGGCUGUUUUGGGAUAACCUCUGCACCCAGGAUGGGUCAGCAGAUCUCAGGUCAUGCUGUGUCCCGUCUCCCCGACAAGCUGGCCAAACAUGUGGGUCUUGUUCGUGACAGCAGUUACCUCACCUAUGAGGAGUUCCUGGCCAGAGUUGCCGAAUUAAAUGACGUGACGGCCAAGCUUUCAGCAGGACAGCAGAAGCACCUGCUGUUUGAGGUGAAGCCCGGAUCUGAUGCCACAGCGUUUUGGAAGGUGGCAGUGAGAGUGGUCUGUACAAAGAUCAACAAGGAAAGCGGCAUCUUGGAGGCGUCCCGCAUCAUGAACCUGUACCAGUUCAUCCAGCUCUAUCGGGACAUCACCAGUCAGGCUGCUGAGGUCUUGUCAGCAGAGGGUGCUACUGAGGGCACGUCCACCCAGCUGCCCACCACUGAUUCCUGUCAGGCCAGCAUGUGGAUGGGCAGAGUGAAGCAGCUGACUGAUGAUGAGGAAUGCUGCAUAUGCAUGGAUGGGAAAGCCGAUCUCAUUCUGCCCUGCUCCCACAGUUUUUGCCAGAAGUGCAUUGAUAAAUGGAGCGGUCAAAGCCGAAACUGUCCCAUGUGUCGCCUGCAGGUGUCGGCUGCCAGUGAAUCGUGGGUAAUGCCUGACAUGCCUACAGAGGACGACAUCGCUGGCUACAUCCUGAACCUGGCGGAUGAAGCAGGAUACGCACACAGGCCUUGACACAACGCACCCUGAAACCUUUAGUACUGACACACAGGCCACUUUAUUGAUCUGUUUUUAAAGAAGGAACUUCCAAAUCCAGGAUGCACUUUAACACACACUGGUUAGCUGUUUUUGGUUUUUUGUUUUUUUUACGUCAGCGUGUUAUUCUGUUUCAAUAGCAGAUGAUGAGUGCUGAAGGUUGGUGGCUGCAGUGACCUACAUGAUGGGGUCAUGGGAUCAGGAUUCUACGGAAGAUAAAUGACACAGGGGCAUUGUAUGGACAUGCAAAUAGGAAUUCAUAGAUUUGAUCUAUGAAUCACCUGAGAGUGGAAGUUUGAAACCUAUUCUUGACGGUGUUCCUGUUCUCUUAAUUCAGCAGUGUGAACCAUCCUGUACAGUCUGAUGUGCAAGGAUCUUUGAUGAUGCUGGUUUUAAUAAUUCUCUUCUUCUCGUGUACUGUAUGAGAAAGUACGCUGAAAUUUCUCGUUUUAUUUGAUGACAAAAACAUUUUACUUUGUUGUGUAUUCUUAUCUUGUAACUGUGACUUCAUGUUUUGCUGUUCUGAUUUAGGAAAAUAGAUUUUUCAAUGCGACGCCAGAUUCGUCUUAUGAUACUGUGCUGUGAAGUCAUGAGGGGCUUGCAUCACACACAGAGGUUUUUUGGUUUGACUCGCACUUUUUCCCUUCUCUCUGGCGGUUUGCUCUCACGGUGAAUGAGGAAGCAUCUUCCAAGUAUAAAAACUUGCUUUAGAAUUCUUAUUACAAAUGUACCAAGCCUUUGUUUGUGUAUAAGACACCUUAAUCUCUAACACUGUGUGCUGUGACAACAUCACACGUGUAGUGAUUCAUCAACUGAAGUUAAGAUUUCCUUUCUACAUAUUCUUUAACACAUUAAAGAAUUGAGUGAAAAUGUGAAUAGCAAUGUCUAUGGCUGUUACAUUUGAAAACAUUUCAUUCACUCACUUCACUCACCAAAUAUGGUACUGAGCAAAAGUGGGCGGCGGGUCACGUGACCAAAUAUGGUAAUGAGCAAAGUGGGGAGUGGGGGAGUGUGUCACGUGACCAAAUAUGGCAAUGAGCAAAAGUAGGCGGCGCGUCACGUGAACAAUGAGCAAAGGGGUGCGGCGCUUCACACAAUCAAAUAUGGUAAUGGACAAAAGGGGGCGUUGCUUCACACAGCCAAAUAUGGUAAUGAGCAAAGUGGGGGGCACCUCACGUGACCAAAUAUAGUAAUGAGCAAAGUGGGCAGCGCGUCACGCUACCAAAUAUGGUAAUGCACAAAGUGGGCGGCGCGUCACAUGAACAAUAAGAAAAAAUGGGCGAUGCGUCAUGUG